This is a messenger RNA of Dentiscutata erythropus, 1026 nucleotides long. Lineage: Eukaryota; Fungi; Glomeromycota; Glomeromycetes; Diversisporales; Gigasporaceae. The record is from the annotation of a GenBank genome assembly.
AUGGCACCAUCGCACAGAUUUUUAACAGACCUUUCUGAUGAUAUGGCUGAAUUAUUAAAUACAGGUGCUGGUUACGAUGUUGUAAUUCAAGUCGGAGAGGAACCAAAUGUUAAAGAAUUUAGAACACAUUCAGUAAUGCUAGCAGCAAGGUGUCCAUAUUUUCAAACUGCACUGUCAAGUAAAUGGGCUAAAAAACAAGGAGAUAUUUUUGUAUUUCGCAAGCCAAAUAUUUCUCCAAGAACUUUUAAGGAAAUCUUACUAAAUCCUGCAAAAAAUUUGUUACAAUGGACUGAUAAAAAUUUUAUUGCAUUAAGAGAAUCAUUAAAUGAUUUAAUUCCACUUAUUAGAUGGAUACACAUUUCUUCUAGUGAUUUCUUACAUAAAGUUCGUCCUUUUAAAAAACUUUUACCUCAAACUCUUUAUGAAGAGAUUUUAAGUUAUCAUUUGGAUUCUGGUAAUAAGCCAACUUCUCUUGAAAUUCUUCCACGAAAGGGUCCAAUUUUUGAUUCGAGUUUGAUGGACCAUCAACAUAUUGAUCCUCAGCUUUCUGAAAAUUCUGCUAGUAGUCCUAAUAAUAAUAGUACAAGUGGUGGUAGUUGGUGGAAGACUUCUUCAAGUUUUUUAUUUUCUUUUAAUGACUUAGAUUUCAAAAUAGCUAGAGUCGAACGACCACAAUAUGCAAUUUAUUAUGAUAGAAAAUAUGGUCCUGGAUGGGGUUACUCGGGAGAUUUGAUUAUUAAAGAUUCUGGUUCAAUCUAUAAUAGUCAGAAAUCCAUGACUUAUCCUGAUGCUUCAAAAUUUUUCCCUUAUACGACUUCAUCAGAAUAUGAUAUUGAUGAAUAUGAAGUUUUUCAAGUUGUAAGAAAACCUGGAUUUAAAACAAAGAAUAGAGCAAGAUAUUAUUCUCGUGAGAUAGUACGAACGUUGAAGAGACAGAAUUGGAAUUAUUUUUUCAAAGUUUUAAUUAUGAUAAUGUUUACGUUAUUCAUUGGAUGGAUGAUUAUUAAAUAUGAGAUUCAUUGGAAG